Suillus plorans is the source of this 324-nucleotide messenger RNA. RefSeq lists its product as uncharacterized. Bases 1 to 324 code for a protein of 107 amino acids. The transcript is spliced from 3 exons. The record is from RefSeq and is a predicted model, not a curated record. NCBI's taxonomy places the organism in Eukaryota, Fungi, Basidiomycota, Agaricomycetes, Boletales, Suillaceae.
AUGCACUGUUUGACGUUUUGCACCGCCUUAGCCUUGCCUCUGGGCCAGUUUCCUCUGAUGGAGCUUGGUCGGUUGGUUUGGUUUGUGUUUAUCGGGGGAUCUAGGGGGAAAAUACCAGAUUUGGAGGAGAAGGUCCAAAAUGCGUUCCUAGAACCCCCUCAGUUAGGUUCCGCUCUACAAAAAGGAAAAACGGACGGGUCUAAGGCCUCGAUGAGGGUGGGGGAAGAUACGCGAAAAUUUGGCUCUGAUUGGAGGUAUCGUGGGUCGACCGGUCAAAUUUGGCGCCGCCGCCCAUCACUAAAGAACGACCGGGGUCCUACGUAG